AUGUCACGACAACACAUUUCGAGAGCAAGUUCAAACGAACAGGAGCAGAGUUCGAGUUCAUUUCGUAUGCCGAGUUCGAUUACCACCGGUUCUACGGCUAACACGACGAUGCAUACCGGAUUUACAUCAAUCAACAAUUGUGCCCCACCAGUUCUCAACACCUUAAACAAUCCUUUCCCAUUUAUCAAUGAUACAAAUAAUCGUAUACUCAACAACAACAAUAACAACGACAAUCGGAACGUUUUAUUUCCAACCGACCGAUUUAAUCCACCACUUUUACAGCCUACUAACAUUUCACCAUAUGCUAGUAUGAUCAGUAAUGAUCCGCGAUUUCAUUCUGCCGCAGCGAUUUCCUCAAAUCCGUUUCGGCUAUACAACGCAAUGGGCAUCAGUGCGAAUGGAACAACAUUUGAUCGAUUCUUACAAUCACACGGAACCAUCACUCCAACUAUUCCGGCGGCGGCAGCAGCAGCAGCAGCAGCAGCAGGACACACAUCAUUGCUUCCAAUGGCUGCAAACAGUAAUGCGGAGCCAUCAGCGUCAUCCGGCAUUCCGCCACCCUUAGUGAAUGACCAACCGUACAGAUAUUUGCUGUCAUUUGAACAACAAGCCAAAAUAGCGCACGAAGCAGCGAUGCAUUACGCAAAUCUCACGGAACAUUUAAUGGAACAUGCGAGGAAUGCAGCGGCAGCCGAAAAUAUGCCAUUACCGCCGUUACCACAAGCGGUCUUUUCAAUGGUUCAAAAAUAUGAUCAACAGAAAGAAUCGUUGCAAAAUCAUCGACAACAACAAAAACAAGAAGAAGAAAAAAAGGAUCAGCAUCAUCGAACCUAUCUGACACUCACCAAUAUGGCUCCAUUUCCGCUCUCUGAUACAGUAACAGAUCGUAAUACUUCUUCUGAUCAACAAUCUUCCAGAUUGCUUGGACAGAAACGAUCGUUUGCUUCCUCGUUCAGUGUUCCGUUCUCUGAAUCGGUACUGAUGAAAGUUCGACCAGGCGAUAAUGCAUCCAAUACUGAUACUACUCCUUCUCGUUCCGAAAGUAAUUCAUCAAACAAAACAACAGCCGAAAUAUUACCCGUCCUGUCGCCGCAUCCAUACUGUCCGGCAUCGACGGAAAAUAGCUUUGAGCAACAGCAAAAUGAAUUGGAAAUAGACGAAAGUGGAAGGAAGAAUGUUGCAGAAACGGUCGACCAAGCGACAAUCACACCGUUGCGGACAAUUCAAGAACGCCUGAACGGGAAGAAUUCAAAAUAUGAAACGAAAAUGGAGAGAAUUAUUCUAACGCAUGAGAAUACAUCAAGGAAUUCUAGCUUAAGUGCUGCUGCUGAUAUGACCAGUACAUCGUCACUGCCCCAUUUAGAUUCCGGAAUUUCGAUGAGCAUAAAUUCGACGGAUAAACAGGAACAGAUGUCAUUUGACAAGCCAUCUUGGCCUACUUCAUUUACCGUAAGCAAUAUUCUGGUAGGAAAUGAAGGAAAAGGAGAAAUAGAUGCGUUAAAGCACGUGACGGAACCAACAGCUAUGAUAUUGAAGCAAACAAGAGCAAUCAGUCCGCAGCGGGCAACGACAAAUUUACUGCCGGUAAUGCCGGCCACUAACAUACUGCCAUAUCCGGUUCCGCAACAAACUAUGCAACAAAUGGUACAAACACCGGUAUCUUCAACUAUUCGUGCACCUUUCAAAAGCCUACCGGGAUAUACUAUAACAACGAACGGAAUAUUGAUCACACCAGAUGGACGAGCAAUCCCACCUGCAGUCUAUAAUUGUUUUGGUAUACCACGGCAACCAUUAGCUUCGUUGGAUUCAAAUCAAGAUGAAGAUAAUAAUUUAUGUGCAAUAUGUGGUGAUAAAGCCUCAGGAAAUCAUUACAGUGUUCCAAGUUGCGAAGGAUGUAAGGGUUUCUUCCGAAGGACAAUCCAGAAGAAAAUAGAAUAUGUAUGCUACAAGCAAGGUAACUGUCUAGUCGAUCAAAAAAACCGGAACAGAUGUCAGAGCUGUCGGUUUAAGAAAUGUCUUCAGUUAGGCAUGCGUCAGGAAUCGGUGCGUUUGGAUCGAAAUCGACGACGGAAAAAGGAUGAAAGCAGAGAAAAAGAAGUGGAAGAGAUCGAAGAAAUGAAAAAGCUGAAGGCUACUGUUGUUAGUGCCUAUCGCGAAGCAUUUCCCGCGGGACUAACUAUCAGUAAUCGAAGCGAGGCUGUGGAAAGGAUUCAUAUAUUCUUGAAUAAUAUCCCGAUGAUGAAAGAAAUUAAUGAGAAAGAUCGAGAGAGAGCGAUUGACAACGGUGUUUAUGCAGCUCUGACUUUGCGUACUUCCUUCACAACGGAAAACUACGAAGCAAUUGUGGGUGUUCGAAGCGAAGCGUUGCAACAAUGCGUGAAUGGUUUGGGAUUCGACGUUAAGGAAGAGGAAAUGGCAAUUCUGACAGCGUUCUGUUCCUUGCAAAACUGUAUGGGAAUGGCCGAUACCGAUAAAAUUCAAAACAUUGCAGCCAAAUUGUGCAAUUGUCUUCGAGUUCAUUUGACGGCUUUUUACGACGGAAUAAACGAAAUUCUGUACAAAUGCAUGAUGAGCGUAACGGCGUUGAUGCUAAUGCAAGCCAGUACGCAGCCAAAUACCUGA
Acanthocheilonema viteae is the source of this 2622-nucleotide messenger RNA. Lineage: Eukaryota; Metazoa; Nematoda; Chromadorea; Rhabditida; Onchocercidae. The record is from the annotation of a GenBank genome assembly.